Molecule: messenger RNA, 393 nt
Organism: Neurospora tetrasperma FGSC 2508
Lineage: Eukaryota; Fungi; Ascomycota; Sordariomycetes; Sordariales; Sordariaceae
Exons: 4
Coding region: 1-393 (130 amino acids)
Source: RefSeq, a predicted model, not a curated record
AUGAAUGGCUACCUGCACAGAUUCACUGACUACCUCUACGUGCUGGAUUACCGACCAUCGCUCUCUCCACCCGCCCCUGCAGCGGGCGGCAACCGUUUGUAUGAAUACAGUCCGAAGAAAGCAAGACCGACUAUCUACAGGUACACUCUGUUCUUGUGGAAGCUGAAGGGUGUAAAUGUUAGUACGAACAAGGCAGAUAUCAUGGAUGCCAACGUGGAAAAGGACAGAUCUCGGCUCCCCGACCAUCAGGUUGAUUCUUUGAUUAACCUAUCUGCUUUACCAGACAUUCACAUAACAUCACCAGCAUGUAUUAAUGGUGUUGGUGUUGUUACUAGCUGCUUUCGUUACGCCGCUCCUGUGACAGGAGGAGGCUGGGGUGAUUACCUACGGUGA